Molecule: messenger RNA, 630 nt
Organism: Onychostruthus taczanowskii (white-rumped snowfinch)
Lineage: Eukaryota; Metazoa; Chordata; Aves; Passeriformes; Passeridae
Product: protein FAM240B-like
Exons: 3
Coding region: 90-359 (89 amino acids)
Source: RefSeq, a predicted model, not a curated record
GGAGACCAGGGGUAAAACUGACAUGAUUCAGUAAUCACUCAAGAAAACCAUACUUUGGCAGAAGAGGAAGCUACUAUACAAUCAAAAAAAUGAGCAACUUUAGACGCCACAGGAUGGGUGGUCAUGAUGCGGAAGAGCUGAAGAACUUCUGGGAAAAGGUCAUCCAAGAGCAAACUAAGCAACAAGAGGCUGAAGAGUCUAGGCUAAGCAAAAGUGCCCUGAACAAACUUCGCCAGGAAUGGACUCUGCAGCUGGAAGGUCGAGUAAGGCAGGUCCAGGCGCACAUGAAAACACGGCAAGAACAAAUGACACCACUGUCUAUCGAGGCUCUUCCUACACCAGAUAAAACUGUUGCUUAAAGUUGCUGUGCAGACACAGCAAGCACUGGGCCUAAUUCUGACCUUCUGCAUGCAUCUAGAAACCAGCAGUUACACUGCUGGCCAACCAAAUGAUUAGAUUCUGCCCUUUUUCCAAAUUAUUUACUAGAGCUACUAUUAAAGUCCUAUUGAAAUUCAGUGUAAGAAUAAGGCCACAGGGGAAAAAAGCACAAAGGAAUAGAUGAGAAGCAGACAAUUCUAAUUUUUCCAUGAUAUAUUAUUUCUGUAAUGUAUCAGGACUCUCUUAUGUAAC